UUUUUUUUUUUUUUCAUAUAUAUACACAUAUGACGUUACGUUUUUCUAAUUUAGUUGGUAUGCAUUGGCAUCUUUGGCGUAUUCGAAGAAGACAAAGAGAACGUUUCCAACAAACAAAUAGAGUUGAUGCAACUACAUUACAAAAAAGGGUCAUGGAUACUGAAUCAUUGGCUUUAUUUCCAGUUCAUGUCUUUGGUUUGAGUCAUCAUCGAGAAUCUAUAUCAAGUUCAAGAGUGACUAUUCAACAUGGUGAACAACUUGGAUCUGAAAAAGUACAGCAACAAGAGAAUCAUGAUUUUCCUCUAGUUGAUGAAAGUACGUGUGUUAUUUGUUUAGAUGAAUUUGCAGCAGGUGAUCAAAUACGAGAGUUACCCUGUGGUCAUGAAUAUCAUUGUGAAUGCAUAGAUCCUUGGCUUACUAUUAAAUCAGCUUCUUGUCCUCUUUGUAAAUAUGAUUGUUCAAUAUAUUGUAAACAACCCGAUAUAAUCACCUCACCAACACCUCCUCCUCCUACCUUAUUAAGAUCUACACAGAAUAGAUCCCCACACGCAUUUGGACCUACUAUAAGCGCAGAUAGAGCAGAAGAAUUUAGUCGAUCUUGGAUGGCACGUAGUUUACCACGUAAUAUGCAAAGACAAAUACGAGAUGUAGUUCAACAACAACAAGAGACUGUCAUUGAGUUACCUGCUCGAAUGACUACUCCAAUACAUCAUCAUCAUCAUCAUACCACCACUCCCUCUAAUCAAAUUAUAGAAGAAAAUAAUACUUUGAAUCAUAGAGGAACGAAUCGGCGUUUUAUAAACUUGUUUGUGCCUAAAUUUAUAUCAUCCAGAAUACCUUGAACAAUAAAUAAAAAAAAAACCAUGACUUCAUGUACUCUCCU
This is a messenger RNA of Cokeromyces recurvatus, 883 nucleotides long. RefSeq lists its product as uncharacterized. The record is from RefSeq and is a predicted model, not a curated record. Lineage: Eukaryota; Fungi; Mucoromycota; Mucoromycetes; Mucorales; Mucoraceae. Bases 30 to 842 code for a protein of 270 amino acids. The transcript is spliced from 2 exons.